Molecule: messenger RNA, 1031 nt
Organism: Acanthopagrus latus (yellowfin seabream)
Lineage: Eukaryota; Metazoa; Chordata; Actinopteri; Spariformes; Sparidae
Product: nuclear receptor 2C2-associated protein
Exons: 5
Coding region: 116-541 (141 amino acids)
Source: RefSeq, a predicted model, not a curated record
AGUGGCGGGAAGAAACAUAGGUUAAGAGAAGCAGCUGCCCGAUGACGUCACUGUCGUAAAGCCGGAGCGCGCUGCCGCAUCGCUUGGCGGCAGCUGGUGGGUUUAAACAUGCGACAUGGCGUCCUCAUUGAUUUGCAGUGACACUCAGAGCAGGGUGAGUUCAGUGCUGAACCGAGACGUGAAGCAGUAUGGAAAGAAAUAUAUGUUUGACAGCAAUGAAGAGACGUGCUGGAACUCAGACCAGGGUGAAUGUCAGUGGGUGAUUCUGGAGUUCCCCCAGUCUGUCAGGGUGUCACAGUUAAAAGUCCAGUUCCAGGGAGGCUUCUCGGCAAAAACAUGCAAACUAGAAGGUUGCCCAAAAGAGGGAGACUUGGCCACGAUUAGCCAUUUUUAUCCAGAGGACAACAACUCUCUUCAGAGCUUUCCCAUACAGGAGGCCCCUGCGGUGGACAAAGUAAAAAUAAUGUUUGAGAAUAGUGCCGACUUUUUUGGGAGAAUCAUUGUUUAUUCCUUGGACGUCCUGGGGGAGAAAGCCUCAUGACCAUCUUUUUCAAAUCCUCUCAUGAGAGAGGAAGUGACCCUGAGUGAAGUACAGGAUACAGGAUGGCGUGGUGGCACUUGGAAAACAUCUUGACUGUACUGCCACCUCGUGAACUGAUAUGAAUGUGGCCUUUUUUGGUAUGGACGCUUUCAGGGAUCUGUCAAGCCAUCUCACCCUUGACCACUUGAACACAGAAGGCCUGGCAUAAUCAUAAUUUUUUUUUUUUAUUUCAUAUUGAAUGUUUUUUUUCUUAUUAUAUAUCAUUUAUCACACGGUUUAUACUUAUUGUGCCUUUGAGUUAAGGUGCCAUUCCAGCAGAACACACAGUAUGAAAAUACUUUUUUAUUAAAACUUGUUUACAGUCUUUUGCUGCCUGUCAGCAAAACAAAAUAAUUCAUCUGCGCAAAUGUCACAUUUUAGUCCUUGUUUGUACAUUGUAAUGCAUCCAAAAAAAUGCAUACAAAUGGAAUAAACGGUUUAAAAAACAACA